UAACCAUUGGGGUAUAAAUGUAUAUUUAUCUCCUUUGAUAAAGCAUUAAGUGCUAUUUUGGUCAUAUUUAUUCUUAGAUGCUAUAUUAGUGACAAAAACUGGUUUAAUGUUACAAUAUAUAGCUUAAUUCCAAAAAAAUAAUUUACGUCAUAUUUGAUACUAUUUUUAAAAUUUACUUUUAAAUUAUUAUAAUUUUUCACAAAUAUCUUAAAUUUACAUUAUUAAUAAUUCAAUUAAAAAUAAUUAUAAAUCAAUGAUUUAAUUAAAACUUAAUAAAAAGGCGACCAAUAAGCAUAACAUCAUAAACUCAUGAAAAAAUAUGACAGUAAACUAAAUCAUUUUUCAAAUAAUGCAUAGACACGUACAGAAAAUCAAACAUUAACAAAACUUUUGUCGAACAUUGAAAAUAGCCACAUUCCAUUUAAUUCACCUCUACAUAAUCCUCAAAUAUAAAAUGAAGUUCUUGUUCAUCCCACUCUCUAUCAAAUCAUUUCCAAUAUUUUCAAGGGAAAAUUAAUAACAAUGCCGGAAAAUGCCAAGCACGGUCCAAGACUCUCCUUUUCUCAAGAUUUUUGCCACUAUGAUUCCAUACCGAUCGAGCAAAGUCCAUUACGAACUCAUUCGGAACCUUCAACCAUCAACUUCGAUUUCUCCAUUCCCGGCGGCGUAAUCUCCGGUGAAAGCUCGUGGUCCGCCGAAGAGUUUUUCUCCGAUGGAAAAAUGCUCCCCACAGAAAUCAAAAAGAUACCCGAGAAAGAUGGAACCGGUUUGUAUACGAAUCCAAUAGGAGAUACUAAACCGGUUCUGGAAAUCGGAUUAACGGCGACGGGAGCCAUACGCAAUACGGUGCCGUUUCACGUUCCUUCUGAACCGUGUCGUCCCGGACCGGAAACGAAUCCAAUCAGAAAUGCUCAUGAAAUAGAAGAAAUCGAAGAAGAUGAAGAGAGACCCACUGUGAAUCCGUGUUGGGGGAUUAAGAAAAGAAGCGAACGUCUCAAUUCCGAAGUUGGGUUGCCAUUGCUUUCGGAUAACCCGACCGGUUCGAAUUAUAAACAGACAGAAACUAUGAAGCUCGAGGUUUCGUCUCCUUCUUCUUCUUCUUCAAACUGUAGUUCUCAGAAACCGCUAUUGAGUAAGAAGAGCCAUGGAGAUUACAGUAACGGCGGAGGGAUUAAGGUGAAUUCGUUUCUGGAUGUGUUUCCGGGAGGGAGUUUGUUUGGAUUGGGAUCGAUCAUUGUCGGUAGUGGAAGUGACAAGAACAAGAAGAUAUCAGUAUUUUGUCAUUGGUAAGAAUUUUUUUUUCGUGGAUCUCUGUUUCUUACUUUCUUUCUCCGGAGCUCUGAACGGAGUUUUAUUACAUUGAUCAUUGGCUUUCGUGGUUCCAACUUCCAACUGUUGAGUUUUACUUUUAGAUUUUCUUAUCAAUGUGUAGUUGAAUGUUAAAUGUAUUAUUUCUGUUACAUACAUAAUAGUAAUGAAUUUGAAGACGCUUCAGUCUUCACAAAAGAAAUAGAAUUCUUGCUAAAUUUUUUCAACAAAUACUAAAAAUGUCGUACUAUCUAGUGUAGUAAAAUUUACUCUAAAAUAUCAUCUUAGCUUUACUAUAAAUGUCAUUUAAAAUUUUAAAACACUUAUCUUUAGUUAAUUUAUUACUUGUUUCGUUUUAUUAAAUCAUAAAUUAGAAAUAUAAGUAAAUUGAAACUUUUAUCAAAAUUUAAAAUGUAAUCAACUAUUUAUAACAAAUCAAAUUUUAAAAUCUAAAAUAAAUAUUUAAACGGAUGUAAUAUAUCUGAAGACGAAGCUCUUAAAAUCAACUUAAAACUUUAAUUUUGGGUUAUAUCGUUGUUGUUCAUGCAACAAUACAUUUUGGCAGCCAGAUCAUGUUUAUUUUGUGAGUUAGCAUGCUAUUUUCCCACAAAAAUUAUUACAUAGCAUCAAAUUUUCACUGAAUUAUAACUUUGUAAUAUAUCUGCCUGCACUGAAUAUUAUUAUAAAUGUAUUUUUUUGAAUUAAAACUUAGAAUCUUAUUUCUCCACAAACCAAAAUUUAAAACUUAAUUAUACAUAAAGCCAUAGUUUUAAGCGGUUUAUUAUUUACCAAAAAUAUUAACUGUUAAACCAAAUAAAAAAUCAAUUUUAAUUAAACCAAACAACUUUACCCAAAAAAAUAAUUAAUUAAACUAGACCCAACACUUCGACUCAUUGUUUUUUCUUCUUCACCCUAAAAAUCUUAAACAUUUGAUCUUCUUUGAACUGUGGGUUACACAACUCUUACACAACUCCGGAGGUUAUAUCACCGCGAUGAUACAACGGAACAAAAGCUGAUGCGUGGUCUUGUGGAGCGGUUAUAUCACAGUACAGUUGUCCAAUUUGAUUACAGAACUUGGAGAAGUAGUCAUGUCAUGGCGCAAUGACAUCAUGUAAACACCUUGUGACGUGUUGUUAGCCUUUUAUUUCUUAAGAUUUGUCGGAUCAAGAAUGGGUGAGUUGAGUUAAUAACGCUUCUUAUUUUAAUUUUUUUUUUGGGUGAAGGAGUCUGUAUAGUUAAAGUUUAUUUUUUUGGUUAUUGUUUGAUAAAUAGUAAACAGAUUAAAAUUAUGAUUAUGUAUAAUUAAUUAUACAUAAUUGUAUAUUUUUAUUUGAAGAAAAAUAAGAUUGUAACUUUUUAAUUUGGAAAAAGUUAUAAUAUUCAAUAUGGUAAAAUAUACCACGAGAUCAUAACGAACAUUAGAUAUAUAAUAAUUAUCGUGUGAGAAAUAGCAUGUUAAUCCUUAUUUUGUCGUUGUUACUUCGGCGACAUGUCACGAAGCCAGAAUUUUAAACGUCUUGUUCACCACACGAAAUUAUUUUAUCAAUUUUAAACGUCUUGUUCACCACUGGAAAUUAUUUUAUCGCCUUUGCGAAGAGAAGCAUCUUCGAAAAAAAUUCUAUAACUUAAUAUAGAAUUUUUUGCUCUAAAAAAAAUUUCAAAACUUCAAAUUUAUCAUUUUGAAGAGUAAAACUUCAAAUUUAAAGUUUCAUCUUUUUAUCUGCAUUUUGGUCUUUACAAUUAACUAUACAUCACAUUUUUAUUAAUAAAUAUUUUUCCUUUUAUCGUUUUAAUUUUUAAAACUUUUAUGUCUCAUAAAUAUUUUAAUUUUUUUAAAUCCAAGUUUUACACAUAAAAUUAAAUAAAAAUUAAAAUAAUUUUUACAAUAUUUUAAAAAUAGAAUUAGACAGCAAGAAUAUUACAAAAGAAACUUAAUAAUUUUUUUUUUAAAAGAUACAUGAAGACAUAAUUAUUUCAAAAAUUUAAAUAUUACAAAAACGCUAAUAACAUGGUAAGUUUGCUUCGGAACUUUCAAAAUAUUGUCCAAACAAAUUUUGUGUAACCAAAGAUAGAGCAUUACAAAAAUAAUUUUAUGGAAUAAUAUGGUAUUUUACUUGUAAUUUAAUAUUCAAUUAUGUAUUUAGAUUUAUAAUUUUAUAUUUUAGUGUAAAAUUUUAUUAAUUAAUAUUGUUGUAAUAUUUUAUAUAUGUACUAGUUAUAUAUAAAAGUCAUAUGGACUUACGUUAAUUAUGAAAAAUGUAAAGGCCAUAGUGUAAAAUAUAAAUAAUUUGUAAAAUAUAAAGACCAAAGUACUUUUGGAGAAAAAACACAUUGAAACUUCAAAUAUAGAAUUUUACAAAUUUCAAAAUAGAAAAUCUUUCUGGAAAUGCUCUCUAAUAUAUCCCCUAACCAAACCAUUAACUAUAAAGCUUAAUAGCUUAUCACUAUCACUUAUCAUUCUUUGCUAACAACAAUAUAUAAAGGAAGAUAAUGCAUCGUUGGACUUUUGUUGUUUGUCACUAUCGUCAUCACUGAC
Molecule: messenger RNA, 3844 nt
Organism: Brassica napus (rape)
Lineage: Eukaryota; Viridiplantae; Streptophyta; Magnoliopsida; Brassicales; Brassicaceae
Exons: 1
Coding region: 523-1290 (255 amino acids)
Source: RefSeq, a predicted model, not a curated record